Messenger RNA from Caenorhabditis remanei, 336 nucleotides. RefSeq lists its product as uncharacterized. The record is from RefSeq and is a predicted model, not a curated record. Lineage: Eukaryota; Metazoa; Nematoda; Chromadorea; Rhabditida; Rhabditidae. The coding region runs from base 1 to 336 and encodes 111 amino acids. The transcript is spliced from 3 exons.
AUGAAUGUACCAUCAACAUUGUAUAUAGCGGAAGGCGACACCGGGACGAUUGGACUACCUGUAUCUGCUAAUUAUAGACGAGAAAUUUUCGUACCCACUACUUCAACCUAUGAGGAGCACCUGUAUAGAGUUUGUAAUGGGAAGAAUAAGAAGACUUGUGGAUAUUGGGAAAAUGUCAAGACAAAGAAGAAAGUUCCGUCUGGUGUCACCACUUACAACAAAAACAAAAAGUCGUUGAUUAUCAAGAAGAUGAAGGAAUCUGACUUUGGAGAGUAUAUGACUGGAAAUAAGAAGUCGUCUAGAUUUGUUUUGCAGUUGAUUUCAUUUGGAAAGUGA